Molecule: messenger RNA, 1230 nt
Organism: Drosophila persimilis
Lineage: Eukaryota; Metazoa; Arthropoda; Insecta; Diptera; Drosophilidae
Gene: Secp43
Product: tRNA selenocysteine 1-associated protein 1
Exons: 2
Coding region: 32-1051 (339 amino acids)
Molecular function (GO): RNA binding
Source: RefSeq, a predicted model, not a curated record
AUUUUUUUAUUAAUUAAUCUUAAACUACAAAAUGACAUCCGUACAUUGUCAGCUAUGGAUGGGCAGUCUGGAGUCCUACAUGACGGAGAAUUUUAUAAUUGCUGCCUUCCGAAAAAUGGGCGAGGAUCCGACCACAGUGCGUUUGAUGCGUAACAAAUAUACGGGAGAGCCAGCCGGCUACUGUUUCGUCAACUUCAUAUCCGACGAUCACGCUCUUGAUGCCAUGCACAAGCUUAAUGGCAAACCAAUUCCCGGCACCAAUCCCAUCGUGCGUUUCCGUCUUAACUCCGCCAGCAACUCGUACAAGCUGCCGGGCAACGAGCGCGAGUUUAGCGUUUGGGUUGGCGACCUUAGCUCCGACGUGGACGACUAUCAGCUGUACAAGAUUUUCUCCAGCAAGUUCACGUCUAUCAAGACUGCCAAAGUGAUUUUGGAUAGUCUGGGGUUCUCCAAAGGAUACGGGUUCGUGCGCUUCGGUAUCGAAGAUGAGCAGAAGUCGGCGCUGUAUGACAUGAAUGGGUUCAUCGGCCUGGGAACCAAACCGAUCAAAAUAUGCAAUGCUGUGCCAAAGCCAAAAUCGGAACUUGGCGCUGCCCUUGGCGUUAGUGGCAGCACCAACUACGGCUACUCUGGCGCUGGAGGAACAUCAUCUCCUGCCGCCGGUGCGGACUACUCGCAGUACUAUGAUCCCACCAGCACCUAUUGGCAGGGCUACAACGCCUGGCAGGGAUACUACGAACAGGCUGGUCCCUCCAUCACAGACGCGGCCGCCUACUACCAACAGGCCAUGUCACAGUCCCACUCGAACCCUCAGACGCUGGCCCAGCAUGCGGAGGCUUGGAGCGCACAGCGGAGCGCUCAGUACGAGCAGCAGCAGCAGCAAAGUGCCGCCUCCAAUGGUGAAACUGAUCCUGAUUUUGGCCUAGUGGAACACAAAUUCGUCCUGGACGUUGAUAAAAUGAAUCGCGAGGCUAUCGAUUCUGAUCGUCGUCUAUACGAUGCAUUGGAGAGCUCCAAGUGGCUGCCCAUUGAGCAGUUGGAGGUCUUUUAGGCUAUUGUCAUAACAUACAUUAAAUUUAUGGACCUAUCAUAAUACCUACUUUAAGUUUGACAGAAGAUUAUAUUUGCAUACAUAUUGCGUAUAUGUAAUGUAUAUGUAUGUACUUCUGUCACAGUACAAUCCCUAUACGAUAAGAUAUAAAUAUCAUAUUAUAGCUGGAAAAACAUCAA